Molecule: messenger RNA, 4439 nt
Organism: Parus major (Great Tit)
Lineage: Eukaryota; Metazoa; Chordata; Aves; Passeriformes; Paridae
Gene: ARHGEF16
Product: Rho guanine nucleotide exchange factor 16
Exons: 14
Coding region: 1409-3655 (748 amino acids)
Biological process (GO): activation of GTPase activity
Molecular function (GO): guanyl-nucleotide exchange factor activity; protein binding
Source: RefSeq, a predicted model, not a curated record
CGUGCGGCCGCGGCCCCGAGCGAGCGGCUGCCGAGCGCCUUCCGGGGAGGGGACGGCGAUGACCGGCUGUCCCGUCCCUCCCGAGGCUCGUCCUGCCGCGGCUCUGUCCCCGCUGUCCCCGAGGGUCUCAGCGCCCAGCGGUGCUGGGAGGGGUUGGGUCCAUCGCAGAGGGGUUUGGGUGCUUCCCAGGGUUGUAUCCCGCCGUGCUCCCGGCCCUUUUGGAGCCCUGCCCCCUGCACCGCAGCCCUGGGCACGCAGGGAUGGAAUCCGCAGGCAGUGACGGUGCCUGUGCCCGUGUGCCACCGCGGGCAGCGACACGGGGGAUCGAUGCCCUGGGUGGCCACCGAGCCUCCUUCCACCCCAGCACCGAGAGCUGCGGAUGCUGUGGCCCCCAGACCCUCUGGAUUCAGGCAUGUUUAUUGUUACCAGGGCUUAAGAUAAGCUCCAUCCCCAGCUAGGAUGGGGUUAAGAGCGGAAUGUGUCGCUUUGCUCGUCCGCGGGACACUUGGCAGACCUCUGGACACAGAGCAUAUGUCCUGCAUCCGAGGACAGUGGAAGGAGCAGCGUCUCUGUCAAAUGAGCUGUUGUUGAUGGGUCUGUGCUGUCCUCCUGCCAGUCAUUCAUGCAGGGGAAAAGCACGCUCAGCCUUGGUUUGUUUCCUGGUCUUUGAAAGGGAACAGCUUGGAGAUGGCACUGGCACACAAUGGGAUCUCAGUUGAGGACAACUAAACCAUAGCUUCUCCCGGAGUUAUGUAAUGGGCAGAGGGCAUAAAACACUCUGUCUGUUCUGUAGAAAGGUACGUGGUUCUGUGUGUGGCACAGGAGGGGAUGAGUGACCUUAACCCUGGCUGGGGAGCCCCAGGGACUAGGGCAGGUGUUUUUGUGGGCGGCGUGGAGCCGCUCCUUGGCGCGGUUUGGGGCAGGUACGAGCUUGGAGGAGCACACGGUUCAUGGCCAGGCGCUGCUGGGGAUUCCACAGCCUGGGGCAGAUGGCAUUCAGGAGGACACAGACAGGCUGUGGUGGCUGGCAGCACCCCAAAGGGGAGUGAGGGAAUACAGAGGUGUGGCAGCAGUGGGGAUCAGGGAGGCUCCAGCCCUGCCUGGCUCAGGUCUGAGCCUGCCCGGAGCCUGCAGCACGGCCUGGCUGCUCCCGGUGCCUGACCAGGUCCUGGAGCCCCCAGGCUGGCCCUGGCACACGGUGGCCCCGUGAGGAGCGCGGGCAGUGACAACAUCCCGAAUGUGUCGGUACAGGCCCUGCCUGCGGAGCACCCUGGGAAGGCGGAGGCCGAGUCCUGCGCUGUCCCAAGGUUCCCGUGGCUCAGCAUAAAUUCCUGCUGCCUUACUGGGAGGUGUUCAGCCACCUGUCUGUCUGUCUGCCCUCAGCUUGCUGCUCCCCUGGGCCUCCACCAUGUCUCGGAGCCCCUCUCCUGCCUAUGUGGAUGACAAGACCUUGCUCCUGGAGUACCGAUGCCACCCAGUGCAGCCGGAGCCCCCCAGCCCAAGCUGUGCCCCUGGGAAGCGCAGCUCCACCACGGCUCCCAGUGCCACCUCACUGUCACCACUGGCCUCCCCCACCUCGGCCGAGCCGCGUCGCAUCAUCCUCAGCACGGACAGCCCGGCCGCGCUGAAGGUGGGAACGCAGCAGCUCAUCCCCAAAAGCUUGGCCGUCUCCUCCAAGCCCAAGAACAGCCCCUCCCGGCACCAGAGCUUUGGGGCGAGACGGGAACCCCUGAGCCCCGACCCGAAGCGGGCGGCCGUCCCCAUCCUGGCCCCGGAGGCAGAGGAUGAGGAUGAUGGCGGAGGGGCCCUCAAGCGCAACCUGAGGAACAUGUCAUACCGCGCGGCCAUGAAGGGGCUGGACGCCGGGCUGGACACCGAGCUGGAGCCAGCCAAGGCCGCUCCCUCACUGAAACCCGUGUCUGAGGAUGGCAGCGCCCUGCCCAGCCACAGCCCCGCCAGGAGCAAGAGAACCCUCGGAAGGAAGCGGGUGCAGAAGCGUGGUGGCUCCUUCAAGGACCAGCCCCGGCUGUAUCAGGAGAUCCGUGAGAGAGGUCUGAACUCUGUCAGCCAUGAGUCAGACGAGGACUUGCUGGAGGAGUCCCUGCCAGAGGAGCCGUCCUCUCUGGGCUCCACGAUCGUGGUGCAGAGCUACCGCCCGGCCCAGCUGACCUGGAGCCAGCUCCCAGAGGUUCUGGAGUCAGGCAUCCUGCAGAGGAUCUCACCCGAGGAGCGCAAGCGGCAGGAGGCAAUGUUUGAGAUCAUCACUUCUGAGUACUCCUACAUGCACAGCCUGAGCAUCCUGGUGGGCCACUUCAUGAAGUCAGAGGAGCUGAAGGAGACCAUGACUCAGACAGAGCACCACCACCUCUUCUCCAACAUUGGGGACAUCCUGACAGUCAGCACGAGCUUCUUUGAAGACUUGGAGAAGCGACACCAGGAGCACCUCCUGAUCCCUGAUAUCAGUGACAUUGUGGAGGAACACGCCUCAAAACACUUCAACCCCUACAUCAGCUACUGCUCCAAUGAAGUCUAUCAGCAGAGGACACUGGAUAAGCUGCUAACCACAAACCCCUUAUUUAAAGAGACCCUGAAACAAAUUGAAAGGAAACCAGAGUGUGGAGGCCUGCCAAUGAUCUCAUUUCUCAUUCUGCCCAUGCAGAGGGUAACACGGCUUCCUCUGCUCUUAGAUACCGUCCAGCAAAAAACAAACGCACGCACCGCAGCGUACGGAGCUGCCACCCGCGCUGUGAAGGCCAUCAGCAAGCUGGUCAAGAGCUGCAAUGAUGGAGCUCGGGCUAUGGAGAGGACAGAGCAGAUGUACACCUUGCAGAAACAGCUGGAAUUUGGGAAGAAGAAGCCCUUCCCGCUGAUCUCGGUGUCCCGGUGGCUGCUGAAGCGGGGGGAGCUGCACCUGCUGCUCUCGGAGGAGGCCGGGAUCUUCCGCCGCGGUGCCGGCCGCCUCUGCCACCUCUUCCUGUUCAAUGACGUCCUGAUCAUCACCAAGAAGAAGAGCGAGGAGAGUUACACGGUCAUGAACUACGCCACACUGGACCAGGUCACUGUGGAGAAGGUGGAGAGCUCAGAUCCACCCUCCCCUCCUCCUGGCAAGGCCGGUGGGCACCUGCUCCGAGUGGUGCUGGAGAAGGACAGUGAGGGCCGGCGGGAAGAGGUGGUGCUGUCAGCAGAGACGCUGAGUGACCGGGCCCGGUGGAUCGCGGCGCUGAUGCACAGGGAGAAGGAAAAGCCCGACACCACUCCCAAAGGAGAGCUGAGCCAGGUGGAGAUCACCCGUGCCUACCUGGCCAAGGAGGCGGACGAGCUGUCCCUGCAGCAGGCAGACGUAGUCCUGGUGCUGGGGGGAGAGGAUGAUGCCUCUAACCAGCACCUCCAAGGGAGGGGAGUGGUGCAUCCGCAGGAUCCAUGGCCCUUCCUGGCCCUGUCACCUGCUCUGCUCUCUCCCAGGCUGGUGCUGGGGGGAGCGGCUGCGGGACGGGGAGCGGGGCUGGUUCCCCCAGGCCUGUGCCCGGCCCAUCACGAGCCGCGUGGCCGCGGAGGGCAACGUGCGGCGCAUGGAGCGGCUGCGCAUCGAGACCGACGUGUAGGGACACCCCGAGGGACCCUCUGCCUCAGGGAGCUCCAGACCUCUGCAGACUGAGCCCACGGAGAGGAGGCAGCAGCAGAGCCUUUCUUCCUGAGCUGUGCUUGUCUCGGGUGGCAGAUCCCAUCGGCCAGGACAGGUCCGUGUGGCAGCUGGGACACAGCAGCUGCUGCAGUGAGAGCUGGCGCCGGUGACCUGGAACAGGCUCCGGGAGCAGCCGAGGGCUUGGCUCAGGUUGGAAAGGCUGGAGCUGUUCUGGGCUCUGAGGUGCCUGUGCCACCAUCUCCGUCCCUGCUGGCAGCUGGGCCAGCACCUGCUGCACACCUGGUGUGGGGAGAGCACACCCCACUCAGGGAUUGUUAGGAGCUGAAAUCCAUGUGCUUGGCUUAUUCCUCAACCCAGUUUUUGCUCCUGUUUCCUUUUUCUGGCCCUCCCCCCAACAAUAAUUCUUGUGCCCUUCAGGCAGAGCCGUGCCCUGCACAGGUGAGGUGAUGCCAGACACCUUUCAGUCCCUUGAUAAAAUACUUGAUGCCAGAGUUGUUCCCAUGGACUCAGCUCUGGGGCCAGGAAGGAGAUAUGCUCCAGGCAGAGGGGGAAGCAGGGGCAGGAUGAGGAUGCUGCAGCUCCCACCUGCCUUUCCCUCCUCCCAGCUUGGGGAGAGUGUUCUGCCCAGGGCUCAUCCCUUCACACCUCGUGCAGGGGAUGUGGCAGCUACAAUUUUGGGGUGAGCCAGCCCCAUACACUGCCAGCUUCACAUUCACAGGGGCAGUGUUGAUGUCUGUUCUGAUCAAACUGUUAAAUUGUAAAUUAAGGUAACAAUAAAUUCUUGGAUACCAAUGAA